AUGACGGAUGCCAGCGGACGCGAGGCAGAUACACCGCAGAGGAAAUGGGGGAAAUGGGAGGGACACACCCACGGGAUGGAGGGAGGCACGGGCAGCGGCCACUCCCUCCGACGGAUGGUCCAUGCCUCUGUGCGAGGGAUACCCGAUCCAGGAGGAGGUUGCGUGCCGCUGUGUCCGGAGUCGUGGCUGGGGGCCAGGCAGAAUGAGAUGGGAAGCAGGGGAUCCAAGCUCGGCUCCAUCGAGACCCUCUGUUUCGGAUCCUGCCUCUCCAAUGCCGCUUCUUGGGAUGAGGAUGAGGAUGAGGAUGAGGGUGAGGGUAAGGAUAAGGGGAUGAGGAUGAGGAAGGCCAUGAUUGCCAAAGCCAAGGUUCCUUUCGUGUCCUCCCUCCUAAGUAACUCGAUACGGAUGCUAGACGAGGAACCAAGAACAAUGCCCCUCCGCUUUCUAUCCUUUGUCACUCUUCCGUUCGAUUACGUACCUAUGCCACCCACGGCGAAAUUGUUCCUUCGAUCGGUGCUGGUGGUAGGAUUGCUCACCGUGAUCAUCUACACUGCCUUUCUAGUCAACACAACCACCCAUCGCAGAGCCCAUCCAGGAUUGUUGCCGAGCAGAGUGAAACCGUCGAUCGGAAGAGAGAUCCAGUCGUACGAGACAGAGGAAGCCGGAGCAGGAACUCAGCAGCGCCGGCAGCAACCCCAGCAGCAACCCCAGCAGCAACCCCAGCAGCAACCCCAGCAGCAACCCCAGCAACCACAAACGCAACCACAAUCGCAACCCCAGACGCAGCCAGCGCAACAGCAACCCCCAGCCCCCCCGUCCCCCUCCGCAACGAUCGAAGAACUGCUCCACCCCCUGACGUUCCCCAUUCCGAGUCGAGAUUUGUGCUCGGGUGGGGAGGCACCAAAGCUUCUCAUCCUAGUCACGACGGGACCACAGAACGUGGAGAAACGUCGGGCCGUUCGGGACACCUGGGGACAUGUCGCCCUUCGCCGAGACGUCCGCCUCGCCUUCUUCGCUGCCCUCGCCCGGGACGUCGACCAAAACGUCCAGAAGACCUUGGAAGAGGAACAGCGGCUCUACGGUGACAUCAUCCAGGCGAAUUUCAUGGACCAUUACGAUAACCUGACGUUGAAGGCAGUGGCCAUGCUGGAAUGGACCCUCGAGCACUGUCCGAACGUCACGUUCCUGCUCAAAACGGACGACGACAUGUUCGUGAACCCGAGUCAGCUGUUGAGUUUCAUCGACUCGCACCGCGACGGGAAGAUGACGAUAUACGGGAGGCUGGCGGAGAAGUGGAAGCCUCAUCGGAAUUCAAACUCCAAAUGGUACUUGACCCAGAACGAGUACUCGGGGGAGAUGUUCCCGACGUUCGUGACCGGUCCCGCGUACCUCAUGACCAGUGACGCGUUGGGGAUCCUCUGGAAAGAGGCUCUGAAGCUGCGGUUCCUCCGACUGGAAGACGUCUUUCUCACCGGCAUCGUGGCCGGGAAAGUCGGCGUGAGCCGGGUCGGCGACGGCAAGUUCCUCAACGCGAAGCCGAAAACGACCAAAAGUGCCUGUGCGCUCAGGUCCUUCAUCAGCAUGCAUGACAUUCCCCGGAAGGAGUUUUAUAAUAUAUGGGAUUUCGUCAGUAAUCCCGAGCGGAAAUGCCCCGAGUCCGGGGGAACCAAAGAAGCCUAG
Molecule: messenger RNA, 1680 nt
Organism: Darwinula stevensoni
Lineage: Eukaryota; Metazoa; Arthropoda; Ostracoda; Podocopida; Darwinulidae
Source: the annotation of a GenBank genome assembly